This is a messenger RNA of Ruditapes philippinarum (Manila clam), 1194 nucleotides long. RefSeq lists its product as uncharacterized. The record is from RefSeq and is a predicted model, not a curated record. Lineage: Eukaryota; Metazoa; Mollusca; Bivalvia; Venerida; Veneridae. The coding region runs from base 180 to 812 and encodes 210 amino acids. The transcript has 3 exons. Gene Ontology annotation, molecular function: protein binding.
CGUAUUAUUUGUAAAGACGAUUGUGAACAAACCCAUUUUUCUUGAAAGAGAUCCUGUUAACAUCAGGGGGAAUCUCCAUAUUUUGGUAUUAAUGUUCUGUACGCAUUCGUUUUCAAUCAUAUUUUCUCCUGAUCUGAAAACAGAAAAAGCAAGAAACAAGGAAAUAAAAAUACAUCACAAUGUUGAAGAUUGUUUGCUGCUUGUUACUACUGCUACAACAAACGCUCGGUGCGUCACUUCCAGAGAGUAGUAAUGCAAACCUGAGUUCACAGUCGUUUUUCAGAAGCUUGAUUACAGGAACUGGCGGUCUGUCUGGAGAAGUCGACAAUGAGAUACUGGAGGAUGAAUUUUCACAGAGUGAAGGAGAAACACAGGACGCCUCGAUUCCUGAGACUGGGUUUGGCCAUAAGAAAGCGUUCUACGCCUAUCUAAGCGUUACUCGAUGUUAUCACACGGGCAACACUAUCAUAUUUGACAGGGCACCGGUCAAUUUUGGUAACAGAUACAGUGUCCAUACCGGUGUGUAUAUAGUUCCUAAAUCGGGACUCUACGCUUUCACCUGGACCGUUGCCGCCGAGAAGAAAACCUGGUUUGUGUCGGAAUUAAGAGUGAACGGCGUCGUGAAGGGAAAUAUCAUGACCGAUUCUGACGUAACCGGACACGCAAGUGGCAUUCAUCCAUCGACAGGGUUUGCUUUGGUUAAUGUCAAGCAUGGUGACCACGUUUACAUCAGAUAUGUAUCGGGCUAUGGGUGUAAGGUUAAAAGCGACAGAAUGACACGUUCAACCUUUUCUGGUUGGCGUUUGUCCUAAGCUGCGUGUAUGGAAGCGUACGAAGUGCAGAAACACAGCCCGUCUAUGAUAACGUUAUGUCAUUAUCAUUUACUUACUAAUAUCUCAACCAAUCUUUUUUGUUUUGUUUUACUUUCUAUCAUAAAAUAAAUUUAUAAAAUAUAAAUGAAUUUCGCUUAACAUUUCAAGAAAGAUUAUCAAAAAAGCAAACAUUUGAUGUCAACUGAAAUCGAUCUAUGCAAAUAACAUUAACUUCACACAUUUUUAUUUUUAAAAAGACGUAUUGUCUCAGUUUAAGAUACAUGUGAUAAAAUGGCCUGCAAACUUUAUUAAUCUAAUAGUUUCAUUCUCUUUCAUGUCAUAUGUCAUUUCUGUUGGUAAAAUAAACCAUCUUCAAAGCAUG